AUGGCAGCACAGGCAAAGGAUGACAGUGAAGAUGAGCAAGCUGCUGACCAGGCUAAGGCUAAGGUCAUCCAGCAGGCUGUGGUGGAUUAUCUCUGCCAUAUGCUUAGGCAGCCAGCCACUCUGGCUAAAAAGCCUAGGAUUUAUAAAUCCACUAAGUAUAUGGUCUUAGACUCUGAGAAAGGGUCCCCCACCAAGGAGAGCAGCUGCAGCGAGUCUAAAGCUAGCUACUCAGGUUCAGAUGUAGAUAGUGGCAGAGACAGCCCUAGCCCUGGUAAUAGGGGUCGUCGCCCUGGCUCUCCCCACAACAACAAUGAUAACAGUAAUGGGGAUGACCACAGCAGCAGUGGUCAGGGCCCUAGCUCUCAGGAUAAUAAUGAUGAUGAAAAGGUUGAUAAUGAUAAGCUACAGCAGUUAGAGCCAGUAUGCCCCCUAUAUUCAUUCCUUAUACUUCCCCUUAAUGUGGAUAUCAAGCUAACCUUAGGCUUUAGACUCAUGCGCGGCAGCUGGCGAGGCUGUAGAGAGUUGUUAGGGGCGGUGAUCUAA
Aspergillus novofumigatus IBT 16806 is the source of this 543-nucleotide messenger RNA. RefSeq lists its product as uncharacterized. Lineage: Eukaryota; Fungi; Ascomycota; Eurotiomycetes; Eurotiales; Aspergillaceae. The record is from RefSeq and is a predicted model, not a curated record. Bases 1 to 543 code for a protein of 180 amino acids. The transcript is spliced from 3 exons.